AUGAAGACGGCUUCCUCCUCAGACAUUACCAACGUUUCCUUGCGUGGUCCUCUUGCGGACGAUGGCAACCAGACAGCCUUUUUCCAGCCCGGCUGGCAAAUAGCACUUUGGGCUAUCACCUAUUUCUUCACCGUCGUUGCCUCUGUUGUGGGCAACGGCAUCGUCAUCUGGAUUAUCCUCUCUCACCGACGGAUGAGGACGGUCACCAACUACUUUAUUGUGAAUCUGGCUCUUUCCGACCUGCUCAUGGCUGUUUUGAACACCGUGUUCAAUUUCAUUUACGCCUGCCACAACGUUUGGUAUUUUGGCGAGGGAUUCUGUCGGUUUCUUAACUUGGUUCCUAUAACAGCGAUGUUUGUGAGCAUUUAUUCUAUGACUGCUGUUGCUGCUGAGAGGUACAUGGCAAUAAUUCAUCCCUUCAAGCGAAAGCUUUCAGCUAGGAAUACCAAAGUGAUCAUAGGAGCAAUAUGGCUGGUUGCUUUCGGGCUUGCCUUCCCACCAUUCUUUUAUUCAAAAAUUAUAAUUGAUAACGGAACGACUAAAUGUAUAGUUGGCUGGCCAGAUGAUGUUGGUAAGAUGACGUAUCACAUUACAGUGAUUGUCUUGGCUUACCUGAUUCCUCUCCUGGUGAUGUUUGUCACCUACAGUAUAAUAGGAACAACUCUGUGGAACAAUUCUGUUCCUGGAGACCACGCGAACAAAGUCUACUACCAACAUCAGAUUCUGGCCAAAAAAAAGUUUGUCAGGACGAUGAUUGCUGUUGUGAUAACGUUUGCCAUCUCUUGGUUUCCUUAUCACAUCUUCUUCAUCUUGAAUUGUUUCUGGGCGGACAUCUACGAGAAGAAGUACAUUCAACAAGUGUAUCUGGCAGUAUUUUUGCUUGCCAUGAGCUCCACAAUGUACAACCCAAUUAUUUAUUGCUGUCUAAAUCAAAGGUUCCGCUCCGGUUUCCGGAUAGCUUUUCAGUGGUGCCCGUGCAUCAAAGCAACUCCCAGAGACAGACUUAACCUGACCUACCCCUUACCCUUACACAAGGAACAGCUCUCCAACUUUCGGACAAGCACUGGAACAAAUGUUUAA
Molecule: messenger RNA, 1080 nt
Organism: Euleptes europaea (tarantolino)
Lineage: Eukaryota; Metazoa; Chordata; Lepidosauria; Squamata; Sphaerodactylidae
Gene: TACR2
Product: tachykinin receptor 2
Exons: 6
Coding region: 1-1080 (359 amino acids)
Biological process (GO): G protein-coupled receptor signaling pathway; positive regulation of flagellated sperm motility
Cellular component (GO): sperm midpiece; plasma membrane
Molecular function (GO): substance K receptor activity
Source: RefSeq, a predicted model, not a curated record